Molecule: messenger RNA, 1791 nt
Organism: Schizophyllum commune H4-8
Lineage: Eukaryota; Fungi; Basidiomycota; Agaricomycetes; Agaricales; Schizophyllaceae
Exons: 3
Coding region: 1-1791 (596 amino acids)
Source: RefSeq, a predicted model, not a curated record
AUGCAGCCGCACCAGCACAAGAUGGCCACGUCCUCCUACCCGUACAGUAACGCGUACGCCCCUCGAAUACCUCCCCCCUUCAACGGUGUUGCACCGCCAAUCCCGCAGGGCAUCAACGUCAAUCCCCAGCAAUGGAGUCGCGGGCGCUGGCAGUUCAAUCCCGCUUAUAACCCCGCCGCUCAGCCCGCGCAAGCCCCCGCCGUUCCGUGGAUGGCUGGCAAUCAAUGGAACCAAGGCCGCCCGCCACAAGCCCAGCAACAGCAGCAGGCAUCGUACAAUCCGUACAAGCGCCAGCCGCGCGCGCCCACCGCCGAGUACCUGUCUUACAAGCUGUCCGACAAUCCUCUGGGAUUGACGGACAUGACCUCGAGAGAAGAGCUUUACGGGUCUGAGUCUGCGCAGACCCCGUGGGUGUGGGCACCUUCGGAGCUGCUGGAAGACGAGGAUGACGAGGACGAGCAGUCGGAAGGUACAUCUAGUCAGGGGCAUGGUUCCAAGUCGAGUCGGCCUAACUCCUCGUCACAAUCAUGGCAUGGGUAUGAGGGCAAUAACUUUCCUGCUAGCAUUCGGACGAAGACCUUCCCCACCCGUCAGUCGUCAGACCCGCCUGGCACGCCGAACCAUCAUGGUACCCCGUCGCGCUCGAGUAGCACGCAGCCGCAGCAGCAGCCGCAGACGCCGGAGAGGAAUGUGGCGCUGCAGCCGACGUUCUCAUCGAAGAUCGUCGUGACGCCGAACUACUACCGCACGCACUCACGCAGCUCAUCUGCGAUGGGACACUCGGGCGGGCAGGACUCGCUCACGGAGCAGAUGGAGCGCGUCAAGAUCUCGUCUACCGCGCCCACGCCGCUCGGCCGGCAUUCCUCGAUGCCUGCUGUGCUUGAGUCUAGGACAAGCCCGCCGAACGUCACGAACACCUCGAUCACGCACGAACCGGAUUCCAUCCUCAGCCCACUGGUUAUGAGCGAGAAGCCCAUACCCAGCAGCGGAGGGCGGCCUCUCGGUCGUCACGCCACCGCCCCCUCCGGUGCGCUCGACGCCAUCCCCGAGAGCGCGUCCCUCCCGCCGAUGCACUCCGCCUCCCAGGCCGCCGCAACAACAAAGCGGCGCAAGUCCACGAAGUCCAGCAAGUCAAGUCGUCACACCAGCCCCACGUACUCGUACGAAGAGAUCGACCGUGAGCCGACACCUCGGCAGGGCAACCCCCUCCCGCCACCGCCGCAGGAAAGCCGGAUAGCAAUGCCGUAUAGCCUCCCGCCCGCGCAGAGCGCGUCCUCCAGCACGCGCCCGCGCGGGCCCGGGAGCAGCAGCACGACCUACGAGUACCGCGCGCCCUCCGUCGCCGAGCGGCGCGCGCAGACCUCCGCCGAGCAGCGCCCGGACUACCGCCCCGCCGAGUACCGCUCCGCCUCGUCCAUGGAGUACCGCUCGGCCUCCUCUGCCGCCGCCGCCGCCUCGACGAAGAACCCGCUCCCCGCGCCGCCCGAGGAGUCGCGCUUCGUGCCGAGCGCGGUGUCGCCGGGCUCGGGGCGGCGGCACCCGCGGCGGAAGGGGUACUGGAACCGGCGCGGGGACCACCUCACGCCCGAGGGGUACCUGGUGUACGCGCCCCUGGGCAAGACCUACCCGCGGGAGCUGCGCGACUACCCGGAUGGGGAGGAGGGGUACAAGGACGAGAAUGGGUCGAUAGCGAAGUUCUCAGCGACGAGGCCGGAGCUGCCUGAUAGCCUGCCACGGCUGGGGAGGCCGCCCGCAAGGCCGUAUGAGAGUUUCCUGGUGUACGUGGACUGA